This is a messenger RNA of Cantharellus anzutake, 734 nucleotides long. RefSeq lists its product as uncharacterized. NCBI's taxonomy places the organism in Eukaryota, Fungi, Basidiomycota, Agaricomycetes, Cantharellales, Hydnaceae. Bases 143 to 640 code for a protein of 165 amino acids. The record is from RefSeq and is a predicted model, not a curated record. The transcript has a single exon.
CUUUUUUUUGUUGUUCUUUUUGGCCGCGCAUUUUCGUCGCCCCACCCCUCCAUUCGGUUCUCACACUCAUCUCUCCUCUGGUUCAGAGUUCUCGGCACCAUUACCUGCUUUUGCUUUCCGGAGCUAGGGAAGUAAGAGAAUAAUGAUGUCCUCUCUCCGCUCUCCCCAUCUUGCAUCCCUCCACCUCCAUCUUUGUUAUUCCAUUUCACUUCUCACAAACAGACUCACUAUCUCCCCCCCAAGUCUUGUCUCAUUCAAAUACUUUUGUUAUUUCGAUCUCAUUUUGUUCCACGAUGGACUUGCAACUAUUUCUUCGAAGUCUUUUUCCUUUUUUUUUUUUUUUGUUUUCCCCUCUCUCAUCCACGCAUACAUCAACGUAACACCUCGCACGACAUACAUAAACGUACAAAUGCAUUCCAUUCAAUCAUGCAUAACACUCAUGCAACAUUCGGCAACGCCGAAAAAAACAAAACAAAAAACAAAAACAAGGAUCAAAAGCAGUUUUUGUACUUUCCUCACACCCUCCCAAAAAUAUACAUAUAUACUGUAUCCAUUUUUUUCCCCUGUUUUCUCCUCGCAAUCGAUGUCGUCACCUCAUUUCCCCCCUCCCCCACCGUUUCUCACCCAUUUUCCCUCUUAACCCUAGUACUACUGUCAGCGCUUUCCAUUCCUCGAUCAAUCAAAUCAAUCACACACCAUGUCUUGGUUCUUUUGUUUUGGUUUUACCCGUGAUU